UUAUAUAAUAAAAUAGUUAAUCAUAGAUGGAGAAUAGUCCGAGUGAAGAAGAGUUCCGUCUCACAGCAGACAAGUUCAUUUUCUUAAGAAUAAACAAGAGCCCUAGUGAGUUAUCAUUAGACAACCAGACACAAGAGUUUAUUGUCAAGCUAAACUCUCAAUGCAUUGAAUCAAUGGUGGUUUUCAUCAGCCAUAUUUGUGAAGAGAUUGAUAUAAAGGGAAAAUUCAUGGAAGCAGUCAGAAUAGAGCAAGAGGAUAGAAGUGAGUCUGAAUUUAAUCUUCCGCUUACGAAAUAACCAGCUAAGGCUGUUUAAAAUGGCUCUUGACAAAGACUGGUUACCUUCUCCUGAUCAUUUGCACAGGUUUAGGAUCUUCUCUCAAGAAGGAAUAGAGAUUCAGGAGGAAGACCUCUUUUACAUCAGAUCGAAAGAUGUCCUCUAUCUGGAACUUAAUAAGAAUGAUUUUAAUUACGGUCAAAUUUUGGAUCAGUUCAGGAUCCUCCAAAAGAUCGGUCAAGGAGGAUUUGGUAGCGUUUACAAGGUUGAAGACCGCCACUCAGGCCAAGUAUACGCUAUGAAGACUAUAAAGACAGGAGCUUACAUCAAUAAGGCUGAUACUAUUGAAAAUCUCUUCAGGGAGCAAUAAAAAUGCUGAAGAAGCUUAAUCAUAGGAAUAUUAUCAA
Moneuplotes crassus is the source of this 682-nucleotide messenger RNA. NCBI's taxonomy places the organism in Eukaryota, Ciliophora, Spirotrichea, Euplotida, Euplotidae. The record is from the annotation of a GenBank genome assembly.